Molecule: messenger RNA, 612 nt
Organism: Microthlaspi erraticum
Lineage: Eukaryota; Viridiplantae; Streptophyta; Magnoliopsida; Brassicales; Brassicaceae
Source: the annotation of a GenBank genome assembly
AUGCCUUCGUCAGUAACAAAGGCAUUGGCGGGAAAUUUCAAGUCCUAUGGGGCUUGUUAUCAUCAGAAGUGGGUUUUGAGUAAAGGCCACCGCCAUUCUUCCUUGGAGAAAGAAUUAGAGCUUUUGAGUAAAACGCAAAAGCUCGAUCGCAGGAACUUUCACUCUUGGAACUAUCGUAGGUUUGUUAUGGAGGGUGUUCAUUAUGAAGAAAUCCUCCAGCUGUAUAACGAUCUGAUGACCCUUGAUCCUUCGCAUGUCCAGUACUACAAGGAUGAGCACAGCGUAGCUCUUCUCCGCAAGGAGACUUCAAGCAAUGAGUCCCUGUCCAGACACCUCUUUCGGUACAGGAACAUGAACAAUAUUGCUUGCCUAAGCCUCAGUUACUUUAAAUUAUCUAGGAUGGCCUCUGUCGAGAAGUUGCUGUUUGUCCAAAUGUUAGAUCUCAGUCACAAUGAGCUUCGUACAGCUGAAGGGUUGGAGGCGAUGCAGCUUCUCUGUUGCCUAAACCUAAGCCACAACAGAAUCAGGAGCUUUUCAGCGCUUGGCUCUUUAAGACAUCUGAAGCAGCUUAAAGUGUUGGAUGUUUCACAUAACCACAUGGGCGGCAACUGA